AUGCAGUACAAGGCCCUUGCCACCCUGCUCUUCGCCACGGCAGCCGUUGCUGUCCCGGCUUCCGAUGCCACCAUCUCCUCCGACGACCUGCUGGAUAACAUCAACCUUCCCAUCGAAACCGAGACUAUCCCAAGCGGCAUCCUAUCCGUCAUUGAGACUGCCAUUCCCAGCACGUGGGCCCAGGCCCUCGAAACCGACUCGGCCUUCCAGUCCUCCGUGCUCAAUGACCUCCUCCACAGCACCUACCCAGCCUGGUACAACAGCCUGCCCGAUAGCGUCAAGUCAUGGGCCACCGCCGAGGGUGAGGCCGAGGUCUCUGCUCUUUCCAGCUACUUCAGUAUCCAGCCCACCGUUACUCCCACUUCGGGCUCCCACGCUGCCGGUAGCAGCUCUCACGCUUCGUCUACUCCUCUUUCUACCGGCCACAACUCGACCACCGCCUCUACUCCUUUGACUUUGACCUCCACUGCCACCCAUAUUACCUCGCUUUCUGGCAGUGGCUCAUCUACUAGUUCUGCUUCGCACUCUGGAACCUCCACUUCCACUGCUGGUGCCCCCGCUGCUACCGGUGGCCUUGCUAUCGGUCUGGCUGGUGCUGCCGGUGUCCUGGGUCUUGCCCUUGCUCUGUAA
Molecule: messenger RNA, 630 nt
Organism: Penicillium subrubescens
Lineage: Eukaryota; Fungi; Ascomycota; Eurotiomycetes; Eurotiales; Aspergillaceae
Exons: 1
Coding region: 1-630 (209 amino acids)
Source: RefSeq, a predicted model, not a curated record